AUGGACAUUCACCAAUAUGUUCUCCAGAGGAAGAUCGAGCAAGGUCGCGUUCAUUGCAUCAUUCAAGACCCCGAAGCGAAAGUCCAUCCCAAAGCCUCACUCGAAGUCCCUUUCAUGGACGACGAGAUCGUUAUCGCUCAAGCACCCAAUCCCGAUCCGUUUCUCGCGGCAGAACCCGAUCUCGCAGUCGCAGCCGCAGCCGCAGUCGAGCUGAUCACCGCUACCACACUCGAAGCGAAAGCCGCUCCCGUACUCCAAGCUCUAAUCCUCCGAGAAGUUCUAAGGCUUGUACGACUCAUCCUUGAUCUUUAUUAUGAUCCCUUGAGUAAUCCACCUGACACUUCUCUAGUCUUGACAAACAGGGGAACCGCCUAUAUUCUUUACUAUGACCCCGCUGACGCCGAGGCAGCCAUCGCUCAUAUGCAUGAGGCUCAGCUCGACGGGGCUAUUCUGAAUGUUUCGAUUGUUCUCCCCCGCCGCAAAUUUUCACGUUCGCCACCCCCUGCAUCGACUCGAGGGAAUGGAAGCCGCCUGAGAUACGGCCGAGGACCAUAUAUGGCCCCAUCAUCUCCGCCUAGGCGACAUGGGGGUGGUCGACCAACCGAACGGCAUGACAUCUAUAGACCUCAGUCUGCAUCAAGAUCACGGUCUCCUGUUCGCUCUCGGUCAUACUCUCGGUCUCGGUCACCGCCACUACGCAGAGACAAUUCUCACAUAGACUCGCGGCACCGCAGGCGUCGAAGCCCAAGCUACAGCAGCUAUGGUCACAGCAGUCGAAGUCGCAGUCCGAACCGAGAUCGAGGCCGCAAUCGAUAUUAG
Messenger RNA from Penicillium paradoxum, 819 nucleotides. RefSeq lists its product as uncharacterized. The record is from RefSeq and is a predicted model, not a curated record. The transcript has 2 exons. Bases 1 to 819 code for a protein of 272 amino acids. NCBI's taxonomy places the organism in Eukaryota, Fungi, Ascomycota, Eurotiomycetes, Eurotiales, Aspergillaceae. Gene Ontology annotation, molecular function: nucleic acid binding. Gene Ontology annotation, cellular component: nucleoplasm; ASAP complex; cytoplasm. Gene Ontology annotation, biological process: mRNA splicing, via spliceosome.